AAAAAAAAAAAAAAAACAACAAAAAUAUCACAAAAACAAAAAGCUUACAAAAAAGUCUUUUUAAAUCUGUAACACAAUUAACAACGGCGGAAGAGCUGGAAAUCGAAAAAUAAAAAAACCCUAAAACAUGGCUACGCAAAGCCUGAAAUAAAGACGUGUUUGGUUUUGGUUUUUGUUUUUUAUUUUUAUUUUUUGCAUAUGUGCGGGAGUUUAUUCCCCGAAUAUAUAUGUUUUUAUGUAUGCGGAAGUUGUUAUGGUGAAGAGUAUUAUGUCAAACACGAUACAAGAGAUAGAUACAAAAGAGGAAGGGGAGGAAGGAGUGGUGUGGAGUACGUGGGAGGAACUAUUGCUUGCGUUUGCCGUGAAGCGCCAUGGUUUGAAUGACUGGGAUACGGUGGCGACGGAGCUCCAGAAUCGCCACCACCACCACCACCGCGGCGGCAGCGGCAGCUCCUGGCCGUCCUCGGCCGCGUUUACCGCCCAAAUUUGUAAAGAUAGAUACCGGAAUCUGAAACGACGGUUCACCAACAAUCAUCACCACCACCACGACGGGAGUAGUGAAGGCGGUGGUGCCGGAAGCAGUGUGAAUGAUGACGACUCCAAGUUUCAAUCUGAUGAUGACGACGAACACGAUGGAGGUUCAGGUGGCGGCGGCGGCGGCGGCGGGGACGAUGCUUUCCCUUGGCUGGAGGAGUUGAGGAAACUCCGGGUGGCCGAACUCAGGCAAGAGGUUCAUCGGCACGACGCUUCGAUCCGGUCGUUGCAGAUUAAAGUGAAGACGAUGGAGGAGGAGAGAGAGAACAACUUGAAAUCAUCCGACCGAAACGACGACGUGAAACAGCGGGAACCAGAUCUGGAUGACGAGGAAGUAAAACGUGAGGGAUCAGAAAACGACAAAAUAACAGACAGCGGCGGAAAAGAGACACCGCCGGCGGAGGUCGCCGGGAAAUCCGUCUCCGGUUCGGCCGGCGACGCCGAGAACAUAUCAUUCAACGAGUCUAAUUCGGCGGGGAACAGAGGAGCCUUUUUGAAAACCGAACCGGAAACCGAACCGGUCGAGCAAAAACCGGAUCCUCGUGUGAAACCGACUGGCGUCGGGCGAGAAGACUCGUGCAAUGACAGCUCAGACCGGCACGAGGUUUAUAAGAAGAAAAAGAAGAUAACUCAAGUGAAGGAAAAGAACGUCGGCCGGAGCGACUCGGACGAGUCAAAGGAGGAAGGGACGAAAGAGAGCAGUGACGUACAAAGUUCGGCCAGUCUGUUAACGGAUAAUAAGAGGAAGAAGAAAGGGGAGCGUGACGGCGGCGGAAUUGGUACCACCGACCCGAUAAAACGGGAAAGGGGGAAAAGUAGUGGUGGUGGAAAAUUAGAGCCGUCAGCUGUGUUUUCACUUUUGGAUAAAAUACGGGGACACAAACUAGGCUCGGUGUUCGAACGCCGGCUCCAAAUCCAGAAAACAGAAAAGUACAAGAAAACGAUUCGAAGACAUGUCGAUCUUGAAACUAUUCAAAGCCGGAUCGACGAUGGAUCCUAUUUUUCAUGCCCCGACAGAUUUUACGUUGAUCUUUUGCUUCUCUUCAACAAUGCGAUUGUCUACUUCCCAAAGGCUUCUUCCCAGUCAGUAGCAGCGCAGGAGCUUCGUGGACUUGUCGUGAAGGAGAUGAAGAAGAACAACAUCAACAAUAAAGCCUCCACCUCGUCCGAACCUCGUCGACCCGUAAAACUUGAUGAUAACCCCGAGAGAUCAGACUCUUUGCCUCCUAGAAAUAAGCCAACGAACCCUCCCAUUGUUGUGGUUUGCAGGAAGAGAAGUUCAAUUUCAUCAGCUAAAUCUUCAGUCGCCAACAAAGUUGAGAAGCAAAAGGAGAAUGAGAAGCCGUUUGCCAAUUCGAAACCAGUCAAGUCUCCUUCGAGUACCUCAGAUGAAGAGGAUGAGUCGCCGAAGUUAAAACUUAAAGAAAAGCCGGUGACUGGAACAAGAAGCCAGAGGAGAGGCAGUCAAGCUAGGACAAUGGUCGGCCACAAGACAGAACCUUCGAGCAACGUUAGCAGCGUAAAAAACUUAAACACUUCCCAGCAACACGGUGUAAAGGAUAAAGGGGACAACAAGAAGAAGUCCGAAGCCGCUGUCACUACUACUAAAAAGGGCAGUGCCGCAGACUUCCUCAAGAGAAUGAAGAAAAACUCACCGGCAAAGGGGACAGUAGAGGAGACAUCGAAAAAUUCCAAGGAAAAUAAUGCAAAAGGCGGUAAAAAGGAUCAACAACAAAAGAAAAAGGUGGAUGAGGGGAAAGAUGGACCCGCCAGACGAAGCGGUGCUGGCGGUAAAAGGCAAAUAAAAGAGGAGAUUAGUCCCUCCAAGAGGAACACAGGAAGACCGACGAGGAAAGGAAAAGAAGUUGUACCAACCGGAAAGAAGCGGGGUAGGGAUGAUGAUGGAGAAGGAUCUUCACAGAGGGUUAAGAAACGGGCGAGGUAGUUUCAUUCAGAGGUGACAUUAGUUCAGAUUGGGAAAAAAGAUUAGGAAAUGAUAAUUUUUUUUGUAAAGCCAUAGAUGAUUCAAUUUCAAAGUUUAGAAUUUAGAUUUUGAAUGUAAAACAUACUUAGGUUACUGGGUAUCUGGGAAAUCAGAAAAUGAGAUGUAACAUGUUCCCUCACCUUUUUGGAAUGUUUUCUUUCCUCUUGUUGAGACACGUUUUGACUGCACUUCCCAUACUUAAGCGAUUGACGACCCUUAAAUUGGAUUUUUGAGAAACCCAUAAGAAGAUUCCAAGCUUUCAAUGCAAACAAGACUUUCUUUUUUUUUUUUUUUUUAUGACGAA
Oldenlandia corymbosa var. corymbosa is the source of this 2822-nucleotide messenger RNA. The record is from the annotation of a GenBank genome assembly. Lineage: Eukaryota; Viridiplantae; Streptophyta; Magnoliopsida; Gentianales; Rubiaceae.